AUGGUGGUGGGUAAUGAAGGUCUUCUUCUGCCAAGGUGGCCGGUGUGGCACGUCAUGGUCCCACCACCGCGUUCCUGGGUGCCCAGUGGCAUCCUGGCCACUCUGCUUCUCUGGGUGGCCACAGUAGAAGCAGCCACGGGGCGGUGGUGCCAGCGGACGGUGACGGUGACGACGGAGGAGGAGGUGAUGCCGCGGCAGGAGGACGUGGUGCCCUGCGCCAGCCUCUACCACUACAGCCUGGCUGGUUGGCACCUCGACCGGCACCGCACGAGCCAGACCCACGGUGGCCAGCCCCACGGCGGCCAGCCCCACCGCCCAGACCCCCAACAACCCGGCUCCCCCACCCAGCUCUGCUACAUCUACCGACCCCCGGAGAUGCGGCCGGUGGUGAGGAACCGUACGGUGCGUGGCUGCUGCCCGGGCUGGAGCGGACCCCACUGCACUGAAGGUGACGCCGCGCUGGGACGCUGCUACGGCACGUGGCGGUGCCAGGAGGCCACCGGCAACCAAAACCUCUCUGCCAUGAGCCUGGCCGAGUGCUGCCGGCACCCCUGGGGACACAGCUGGAGGAACGGCUCCACCGCCUCCUGCCUCCCCUGCACCCGCCUGCCCCUCCACGGAGAGUUGUCCCCGUGGCCACUGCUGGCCACAGCCGCCCGGCACCAGGGUCCCUCGGCCGAGUGUCUCUCCUGGGCAGGAUCCCGCUACCGCACCUUUGACGGGAGGCACUUCCACUUCUCCGGCCGCUGCACCUACAGCCUGGCCACCGCCACCGACGGCACCUGGGACAUCUCCAUCGCCGCCGGCCACCCCCGGGUGCUGCACAUGACCUUUGGCAUGGACACGGUGGUGGCCCGGGGCCGAAACAUCUCCGUGAACAGCGUGGUGGUGCCCGAGGGACAGCCCUACCUGCACAGCGGGAUCGGUGUCACCUGGCUGGGUGACUGGGUGGCCGUGGCCAGCGGGCUGGGCGUGCGGGUGGCCUCGGAUGGGCACCAGGCGGUCACCGUGACGGUCGAGGCUGAGCUGUGGGGCGGCACGAGGGGGCUCUGCGGCCCCUACAACGACGACCCUACUGAUGACUUCUUGCAGCCUGGGGGGGACGUGGCCCCUUUUGCCACCAGCUUUGGCAACUCCUGGAAGAUCCCAGGCGCCGACUCGGAGCCCCCCUGCAGGGACGCGGUGGAGCUGGGUCCCGGCUGCGCGGCAGGGGACAUGGCACGGCGGGCGGCCGAGGCUGUCUGCGGGAAGCUGUUGACCGAGCCCUUCCGUGAGUGCCACGACGAGGUGAGCGGGGGCCCAGGGGGGUACCGGGGGGUGGAUCCCGCUGGCUAUUACACGGCAUGCCUGGACCUGCUGUGCGUGGGGGGGGACACGGGACCCCCGCCACCCCCCGCCGUCUGCGAGGUGACAGUGGACGGGCGGGAGGUGACACUGCCCUUUGCCAGCGCCGAGCUGAGUGUUCGCCGGGCGUCCUCCUCCUUCCUCCUGCUCCAGACCUUUGGGGCUCACCUCCUUUGGGGGCUGGAGACCCCCGUUGCCUACAUCACCCUCCAGCCCACCUUUGCCCACAAGGUGCGGGGUCUCUGUGGGACCUACAACUGGGACCAGCAGGAUGAGUUCACCACGCCGGCGGGUGAUGUGGAGACCGGCGUCACCGCCUUCGCCAACCAGUACCGGGCAUCGGGCGACUGCCCCGUGCUCGGCCCCGUCCCCCUCCAGCCCUGCGACGCCUUCGCCGGGCGGCGGGAGGUGGCCGAGGCCGCCUGCGCCAUCCUGCACGGACCAGCCUUCCAGCCGUGCCACCGGGCGGUGGAGCCGGAGCCCUUCCUGCAGCUCUGCCUGCACGACGCCUGCUCCUGCCGGGGCGGGCAGCGCUGCCUGUGCCCUGCGCUCGCUGCCUACGCCCGGGAGUGCGCCCGCGAGGGAGCCCAGCUCUCCUGGAGGAACCAGAGCUUCUGCGGCAUGGUGGCCACGGUGUCCUCUGCAUCCGUGGCCAGUGUGGUGGGAGGCAUGGUGGCCACGGUGUCCUCUGCAUCCGUGGCCAGUGUGGUGGGAGGCAUGGUGGCCACCAUGUCCUCUGUACCCACACUGAUGUGCACGUGCCAGGGUGGGCGCUGGCUCUGUAGCCAGGACCGGUGCCCGGGGGAGUGCACGGUGCUGGGGGGCCACCACUACGUCACCUUCGACCGCCGGCGCUUCUCCUUCCUGGGCGCCUGUGCCUACAUCCUGGUCCAGGACUUCGUGGAGGGGCAGCUGCUGAUCACGGCUGAGCAUGAGCCUUGCGAUGGCCACCAGCCCCUCAGAUGUCUCCGGUCCCUCUCCAUCACCACCCGCCGGACCUCUGCUCGCCUCCGCGGCACAGGCGAGGUGACAGUGGACGGGCGGGAGGUGACACUGCCCUUUGCCAGCGCCGAGCUGAGUGUUCGCCGGGCAUCCUCCUCCUUCCUCCUGCUCCAGACCUUUGGGGCUCACCUCCUUUGGGGGCUGGAGACCCCCCUGUACCAGGAGUGUGUCCCUCCCUGCGGCCGGACCUGCGCCGACCUGCGCCUGGACGGGGCCGGCUCCUGCCCCGACCUGGCCGGGCUCUGUGUCCCCGGCUGCAACUGCCCCCCGGGGCUGGUGCUGGAUGACGGUGGCCAAUGUGUCCCACCGGCCGCCUGCCCCUGCCGCCACGGCACCCGGCUCUACCCUCCCAGCGGCCACAUCCGACGGGGCUGCAACCCCUGGUGCGUGGCCCAUGCGCCGUGCCACCGGGCGGUGGAGCCGGAGCCCUUCCUGCAGCUCUGCCUGCACGACGCCUGCUCCUGCCGGGGCGGGCAGCGCUGCCUGUGCCCCGCGCUCGCUGCCUACGCUCGGGAGUGCGCCCGCGAGGGAGCCCAGCUCUCCUGGAGGAACCAGAGCUUCUGCGACGAGCCGUGUGGGGGGGGACAGCUGUACCAGGAGUGUGUCCCUCCCUGCGGCCGGACCUGCGCCGACCUGCGCCUGGACGGGGCCGGCUCCUGCCCCGACCUGGCCGGGCUCUGUGUCCCCGGCUGCAACUGCCCCCCGGGGCUGGUGCUGGAUGACGGUGGCCAAUGUGUCCCACCGGCCGCCUGCCCCUGCCGCCACGGCACCCGGCUCUACCCUCCCGGCGGCCACAUCCGACGGGGCUGCAACCCCUGUGUCUGUGCUGGUGGUUCCUGGCGCUGCUCCGAAGCCCCCUGCCCCGUGGCUGCCCUCUGCCCUGGGGGGCUGGUUCAUGCCCCGGGGUCCUGCCUGCGCCGCUGUGACAGCGCCGAGCCCAACGGCACCUGCACCGGCAUCGCCGAUGGCUGCGUCUGCCCCCCUGGCACCCUCUUCCUGGAUGGGCACUGUGUGUCCCCAGAGGAGUGUCCUUGCCACCACGGUGGGCGGCUCUACCGGCCCAAUGACACCAUCGUCCGGGACUGCAACACCUGGUUGUCCAUUGACUGGGGCAUGGUGCCCAGCGAACAGUGCCUGCCGUGCCACCGGGCGGUGGAGCCGGAGCCCUUCCUGCAGCUCUGCCUGCACGACGCCUGCUCCUGCCGGGGCGGGCAGCGCUGCCUGUGCCCCGCGCUCGCUGCCUACGCUCGGGAGUGCGCCCGCGAGGGAGCCCAGCUCUCCUGGAGGAACCAGAGCUUCUGCGUCUACAGUGGGACCGGGCUGACGCUGGAGCGCGCCGGCCUCUUCCUCCUCCUCCUCUCCCGCCUGGGGCUGGCGGUGCUCUGGGAUGGAGGCACGCGGGUGUACGUCCGGCUGGAGCCGCGGCACCGGGGCCGCGUGGCCGGGCUCUGCGGCAACUUCGACGGCGACGCCGAGAACGAUUUCACCAGCCGCCAAGGGGUCCUGGAGCCCACCCCCGACCUCUUCGGCAACUCCUGGCGCCUCAGCCUCCUCUGCCCCGAGGUGGACGGCGCCGAGGCGCAGCACCCCUGCACCGAGAGUCCCCACCGGGCGACGUGGGCGCGCAGGCGCUGCAGCGUCCUCCAGCAGCGGCUCUUCGCCCCGUGCCACGACGCGGUGCCGUCCCAGCGCUUCUACGACUGGUGCAUCUUCGAUGCCUGCGGCUGUGACUCCGGGGGGGACUGCGAGUGCCUCUGCACGGCCAUCGCCACCUACGCCGAGGAAUGUGGCCGGCGCGGCAUCCACAUCCGCUGGAGGAGCCAGGAGCUGUGCCCCUUGCAGUGUGACCGGGGGCUGGAGUACAGCGCCUGCGGCCCCCCCUGCCCCCCAACUUGCCGAGACCUCGGCCGGGACCCCCCCGAGCACUGCCAGGGCCUGGCCUGCCUGGAGGGCUGCUUCUGCCCCCCGGGGAGGGUCCUGCACGAUGGCGGCUGCGUGGAUCCAGCCGAGUGUCCGUGUUUCUGGGACGGAUUCGCCUUCCCGGCCGGCGCCACGGUGCAGCAGGGCUGCAGGAACUGCACGUGCGUGGCAGGGGGGUGGCAGUGCCCACCCUCCCCGUCCCCCUGCCCGUCCCGGCCGGGCUGUGCUGCCGGGGAGUUCUCCUGCCGCGCUGACGGGCGCUGCGUGCCGGGGGCCUGGCUCUGCGACAACGAGGAGGAUUGUCCCGACGGCUCCGACGAGCUCUGCCCCCCGUCCCCCUGCGCCCCACACCAGCCCCGCUGCGCCCAGGGGCAGUGCCUGGAGUGGGGCGCCCGCUGCGACGGCGUCCCCGACUGCCCCGACGGCUCCGACGAGGGGGGCUGCCCCCCAACCGCCUGCGUCCCCCCCGAAUUCAGCUGCACCAGCGGCCGCUGCCUCCCCCCGGAACGGGUCUGCGACGGGGAGCUGGACUGCGGGUUUGCUGACCACUCGGACGAGGCAGGCUGCAGCCCGAGCUGUGGGGCGGGCGAGUUCCGCUGCGCGGUGGGCCGGUGCGUGCCGUACCCUCGGCGCUGCGACGGCCGCGACGACUGCGGCGACUCCAGCGAUGAGCGGGGCUGCCUCUGCCCCCCUGGCCACUUCCAGUGCCCCCACGACGCCCGCUGCUUGCCCCCGGCCACCCUCUGCGACGGCCACCCCCACUGCGCCAACGGCACCGACGAGGCCUUCUGCCCAGCACCGGGGUGCCACCCCUCCGCCGUGGCUUGCGGGAGCGGGGAGUGCGUGCCGCGGGGCUGGCUCUGCGACGGCGAGGCCGACUGCCCCGAUGGCAGCGACGAGCUGGGCUGUGGGGACGGUUGCCCCCCCGGCCACUUCCCCUGCGCCCGCGGCACCGGCUGCGUCCCCUACGGCCACCUCUGCGACGGCGUCCCCCACUGCCGCGACCACUCCGACGAGAGCAACGACCACUGCGGUUCCACCGCCGUCCCCCCCUGCCCGGGACACUUUGCCUGUGCCGAUGGCAGCGUGUGCCUCAACGUGUCCAGGGUCUGCGACGGUGUCACUGACUGUCCCCAGGGCGAGGACGAGCUCUACUGCCACGCCUGCUACCGCCCGCUGGGCAUUGCCACCCUGCCCCCCGAUGAGACCCAUGGGGGGCUGCGCUCCGACCCCCCCUUCCUGCAGCUGGACCUGCUGGAGCCCACCAAUGUGGUGGUGGUGGUGGAGGUGGCAAUGGAGGUGGUGGAAGUGGUUAUGGAGCUGAUGGUGGAGAUGGUGGCAGUGGUUGAGGUGGCAAUGGAGGUGGUGGUGGUGGUGGAGGUGGCAAUGGAGGUGGUGGAAGUGGUUAUGGAGCUGAUGGUGGAGAUGGUGGCAGUGGUUGAGGUGGCAAUGGAGGUGGUGGAAGUGGUUAUGGAGCUGAUGGUGGAGAUGGUGGCAGUGGUUGAGGUGGCAAUGGAGGUGGUGGUGGUGGUGGAGGUGGCAAUGGAGGUGGUGGAAGUGGUUAUGGAGCUGAUGGUGGAGAUGGUGGCAGUGGUUGAGGUGGCAAUGGAGGUGGUGGUGAUGAUGGCAGUGGUGGAAGUGGUUGUGGCGGAGGUGAUAGACGUGGUGGUGGAUGUGGUAGUAGUGGUGGUAGAGGUGGUGGUGGUGAUGGUCCGCUCCUGCGGGCUGGGGGUCUCCCUGCGCCGGCGGGUCCUGCUGCGGGGGGGCCUGCCCGGGGGGGGCUGCACCCACCCCCACCUUGACACCCGCGCCUGCUUCCUCCGCGCCUGCCCAGUGCCCGGUGGCUGGGCAGCCUGGGGGUCCUGGUCCCCCUGCGACGUCGAGUGUGGGGGGGGCGUGCGGAGCCGUGUGCGGAGCUGCAGCGACCCUCCCCCCAAAAAUGGGGGGCAGCCCUGCCCGGGGGGCACCCUCCAGGUCCAGCCCUGCAACCUGCAGCCCUGCGGGGACCCCCCAGCUGAUGGCACCCCCCGGGCAGGGUGCCGGUGCCCGCCGGGGCUCUACCUGCAGGACGGCGGCUGCGUCAACGCCAGCGGGUGCCGGUGCCACCUCCCUGGGGGACAGCGGCCCCCUGGCCAGGACUUCAUGUGGGGCUGCCGGCGGUGCGUGUGCCGGGACGGGAGGGUGACGUGCCAGGACGUGGCUUGUGCCACCGACUGCGGCUGGUCCUCCUGGUCACCCUGGACCCACUGCGACGGCGGCUGCGGCGCGGGGACGCAGGAGAGGUUCAGGUCGCCCUCCAACCCCGCGGCAGCCACCGGCGGAGCCCCCUGCACCGGGGCGUCCCGGGAGGUGCGGGAGUGCCACCAGCCCUGCGGCACCGCAGAGCCCAGCCCCGGCUGGAGCCCCUGGACGCCGUGGGGCGAGUGCUCCGCACCCUGCGGCUCCGGCGAGCAGCGCCGGCACCGGGACUGUGCCAGCCGGGCACCGGGGGGGGGCAACUGCACCGGCCCCCGCCUCCAGACACGGGACUGCAACACCCAGCCCUGCCGAGCGCGGUGCCCGGCGGACAUGGUUUACCGGACGGCGGAGGAGUGCCGUGGCGGUGGGGGUCCGUGCCCGCGGCUGUGCCAGGACCUGGGGGCGGGUGUGGAGUGUGCCGCGCUGUGCCACGACGGCUGCGCCUGCCCGCCCGGGCUCCUGCUGCACAACCAGACCUGCGUGCCACCCCACCGCUGCCCCUGCCACUACCGGGGCCACCUCUACCAGCCCGGGGACACCACCGCCAUCGACGCCUGCAACAACUGCACCUGCACCGCCGGGGUGAUGGUGUGUGGCACCGAACCCUGCCCAGGUACCGGCCGUGGGGGCCACCUCUACCAGCCCGGGGACACCACCGCCAUCGACGCCUGCAACAACUGCACCUGCACCGCCGGGGUGAUGGUGUGUGGCACCGAACCCUGCCCAGAGGAGCCGUGGGGCGCGUGGUCGCCGUGGGGGCCCUGCGGCGUGUCCUGCGGUGGGGGCGAGCGGCUGCGCCGGCGGCGGUGCCACCACCCCCCGUGCCCGGGGCUGGCCCUGCAGAGCCAGAUGUGCAACACCCAGGUGUGCCGGGAGGCGGGGUGCCCGGCGGGGCGGCUGUACCGCGAGUGCCAGCGGGACGAGGGGUGCCCCUACAGCUGCGCCCACGUGGCCGGGCGGGUGGGCUGCGUCUGGGGGGGCUGCCCCGAGGGCUGUCACUGCCCCCCCGGCACUUACCUGCACCGCGGCGCCUGCCUCCGGGUGAGACCCGGCACCCAAGGCACCUGCCUGCACGGCCGCCUGCGCUGCUCGGAGCCGGGGUGCCGGCGGGACGGGGGGUUCGGGCCCUGGGGCCCCUGGAGCCCCUGUUCCCCCACUUGUGGGGGGCUGGGGGUGAUGACCCGAUGGCGGGGCUGCACCAGCCCCCCACCCGCCAACGGGGGCCGGGACUGUGAGGGACCCCGCAGCGACAGCAAGUACUGCCAGACCCCCGACUGCCCCGUGACGGCUGUCCCCACCCUGGAGCUCAGACCCACCACCCCAGGCACUGAGGAAGAGGAGGCCUUUGGCCCCUGGUCCCCCUGGACCCCCUGCUCCAAGACCUGCACCCGCCCCGAGGCUCCGGCCACCAAGAGCCGCAACCGGACCUGCAGCCGGGAGGGGGGCUGCGGGGGGGGCACCAUCCAGCAGCUGCCCUGCAACCUGCCCCACUGCGCAGGCGUGCCCCCCAGCCGCUGCGAGUGCAGGGACGCGGGGGGGCAGAGCUGGGUGCCGGGGAGCCGCCGGAUCGACGCCUGCACCAACUGCACCUGCACCGGGGGGCGUCUGCGCUGCACCCCCGCGGGCUGCCCCCCCGAACCCUGCCCAUGGAGCCGCUGGAGCCGCUGGGCGCCCUGCAGUGUCACCUGCGGGGAGGGACGGCAGGCCCGCUUCAGGACCCCCACCCCAGAGACGGGGGACGGCGAGUGCGAGGGGCCCCAGGAGGAGAGCCGGGGGUGCUCGGGGGGGCCCUGCCCACCCCUCUGCCUGCAGGGGGGCAGCGAGCGGCAGCUGGGCGAGAGCUGGCCCCAGGGCGAGUGCCAGCGAUGCACCUGCACCCCCGAGGGCACCCAGUGCCAGGACAUCCCCUGUGCCGGGUCGGGGGGCUGCGUGUGGGGUGCCUGGACCCCCUGCUCCCGCUCCUGUGGCACCGGCCUGGCCACCCGGGAGGCUGCCUGUCACCACAGCCACGGUGACGGUGACAGUGAUGGUGCCGGUGAUGGUGACGGUGAUGGUGAUGGUGCCAGCCAGGAGCUACACCGUGAGGCGCGGGUGUGUUAUCUGCGCCCCUGCCCAGGUAAGGUGUCGGGGUGGGGGCUGCUGGAGCAGGCUGGGGGCUGUGUGCCCCCCACCCAGUGCGACUGCCUGCACCCCGGGGGGCAGGGGGACCCCCAGACCCUGGCUGCUGGCGACACCGUCCUCCUGGGCUGCAAGGAGUGCGUGUGCCAGAACGGGACCCUGCAGUGCAGCAGCGAGGGCUGCCAGGGGCUGCUGCCGCUGACCCCCUGGUCGGAGUGGACGCCCUGUGGCCCCUGCCUGCCCCUGGCUGCCCUGGAGCCUGGCACCCUGGCCCAGCUGGGCCAGUUGUGGCCAACAGAGGGGACCCCGCUGGAGGGGACCCCGGCGGAGGGGACAGCAGUGGGGGUCCCGGCCCUGGCCGCGGUGCAGCAUCGCUACAGAACCUGCCUGGACCCCCAAACUGGGCUGCCCUGGGCCGGCGAUGGGGCCACCUGCUUGGCUGAGCUGCGGCAGCAGCGUCUCUGCCCAGACCCCCACCUCUGCCAAGAUCUCUGCCUCUGGAGCCCUUGGGGUCCCUGGGGACCCUGCCAGGACCCCUGCGGUGGGGGGUACCGCCUGCGCCACCGGGGUCCGUGCUCCCGAAGCUGCGGUGGUGGGAACACCACCCGGCACCGCGAGUGCCAGGAGAGCGCUGGGGGGGAGCCCUGUGGAGACACCGGCACCGAGGAGACAGCUGAGUGCAACACACAGCCCUGCCACGCCUGUCCCCCGGGCGAGCUUUGGCAGGGCCCCGACCCAUCGACCGGCUGCGAGCGGAGCUGCCGGGACAUCUCGGACGAGCCACCGGGCAACUGCAGUGGCCCCCCAGCCCCCGGCUGCACUUGCCAGCCCGGCCACCACCGCAACAGCUCCGGCCACUGCGUCCUGGCCGCCCUCUGCGAGUGCUGGCACCGGGGGCAGCUCCAUGAGGCUGGCAGCGAGUGGCAGGAGGAGUGUGAGACCUGUCGCUGCCGGAGCGGGCAGGCUGCCUGCAGUGCCCACUGCCCCCCGCUCGCCUGCCCCGAGGUCAGUGACCCCAACCUCUCCUCCCCAGCAGAUGGUGAUGUCUUGCUGCAGAGGGAGGCCAGGAAGGUCACCAAAGGGCUGUCAGACCCCACCACCCUGCUCCCGGCCAUGUCCAAGCGAGAUGGGAAGCGAUGGGGAGCCCUCCCAGCCAAGCUGCUGCCGGCCCGUCCACCUUCUGCCACCCCGGGGGCAAAGAGACCCCGCUCCUGCUCCGAGUGUGGGAAGAGCUUCCGCAAGAUCCGGGACCAGAAGAAGCUCCAGCAGACACACACGGUGGCACGGCCCUUCUCCUGCCGGCAGUGCGGCCGCAAGCUUGAGCUGAAGCAGAAGCUGGUGUCUCACCAGAAGGUCCAUGCGAAGCUGGGGCUGGGGGAGCCGCCGGUGGUGCCGGUGUCAGGCUUUGGUGGCCGGUGCUGA
Molecule: messenger RNA, 10044 nt
Organism: Calidris pugnax (ruff)
Lineage: Eukaryota; Metazoa; Chordata; Aves; Charadriiformes; Scolopacidae
Gene: SSPO
Product: SCO-spondin
Exons: 64
Coding region: 1-10044 (3347 amino acids)
Cellular component (GO): extracellular matrix
Molecular function (GO): protein binding
Source: RefSeq, a predicted model, not a curated record